GCUCCUCCAGAGUGAGCAAGGAGUAGCUACACCACAGACGACGACAAACGAUUGGAAACGCAACCUUGGCGAGUUUUGAGCGGGGAAUACGCUGACAAUCUGGGGGUUUAGUAACAAGGGGAGUCCGCAAUGACUUGGGGAACGGAGCUUUGGGACCAGUUUGAAAACCUUGACAAGCAUACUCAAUGGGGGAUCGACUUCCUAGAGAGGUAUUCAAAGUUUGUCAAGGAAAGGCUGGAGAUCGAACAGACAUAUGCAAAACAGUUGAGGAACCUGGUGAAGAAGUACUGUCCCAAACGCUCCAAAGACGAUGAACCUAGGUUCUCGUCGUGCGUGUCGUUCUACUCCAUCCUGAACGAGCUGAAUGACUACGCGGGGCAGAGGGAGGUGGUGGCCGAGGAGAUGGGACACAAGGUGUACGGAGAGCUGAUGAGGUAUUCACAGGACCUCAAGUCAGAGAGGAAACAGCACCUCCAGGAGGGCAGGAAGGCCCAGCAGUAUCUGGACCAGUGUUGGAAACAGAUGGACAAUAGCAAGAAGAAGUUUGAGCGGGAGUGCAAGGAGGCAGAGAAAUCACAGAUCAGCUACGACCGGUUAGACAACGACAUCAACGCCACCAAGUCAGAGGUAGAAAAGGCAAAGUCCCAGUUGUACCUGCGCACACACUCGGCAGACGAGAGUAAGAACGAGUACGCUGCUCAGCUGCAGAACUUUAACGGGGAACAGUGGAAACAUUUCAACGUGGCCAUUCCACAGAUAUUCAAGAACCUGCAGGACAUGGACGAGAGGCGGACAGUGAAGCUGGGAGAGACGUACCGGAGCUUUGCCGACGUGGAGCGCAGAGUCGUCCCCAUUAUCUCCAAGUGUCUGGAGGGUAUGGUGACUGCUGCCAAGGCUGUGGACCAACGCAAGGACUCAGCGAUUGUAGUGGAGUCGUUUAAGUCAGGCUUUGAGCCUCCGGGGGACUACCCGUUUGAGGACUACAGUCAGAAUCUCUCCCGGACGGGCUCAGACAACACCAUCAGCACCCCCAAGAACGAGGGGGGGGUCAAGCCAGACCCCAAACACUCCAUCAGCAAAACAGCCAAGAACAAACUGUGGCUCUUUGGGAAAAAGCCGAAGGCUCCAUCACUGGAGGACUUUAGCCAUCUGCCUCCUGAACAGAGACGUAAGAGGCUCCAGGCUAGGAUAGACGAGCUCAGCAAAGAACUACAGAAAGAAGUGGACCAAAGAGAUGCACUGAACAAGAUGAAGGAUGUGUAUGAGAAGAACCCUCAGAUGGGCGACCCCCAGAGUCUCCAGCCCAAGAUAUCAGAGACCAUGUGCAACAUGGAGAAACUGCGCUCUGAGAUCCACAAGAAUGAGAGCUGGCUGUCGGAGGUGGAGGGGAAAGUGAGCACCAGAGGAGACCGAAGACCCAGUGCUGAUGUCAACCAUCACGCCCCCCACGGCAGAGAGAGCCCUGAGGGCAGUUACACAGACGUCCCCAACCAGGAGCACCGCAGCCCCCCUCACCAGCCAGACCCCCGACAGGCCCACCAGCCAGACGAGUUUGAUGAUGAGUUUGACGAUGACGACCCGCUCCCAGUCAUUGGCCACUGCAAAGCACUCUACUCCUUUAGCGGUCAGAACGAGGGUACGCUGUUGAUGAAGGAGAACGAGGUGCUGUACAUCAUUGAGGAGGACAAGGGUGACGGCUGGACGCGAGCCAGGAAGCAGAGCGGAGAGGAGGGCUAUGUGCCCACGUCCUACGUGGAGAUCGCUAUGGAGAAGAACAGCAAAGAUUCCUGAGUGGAGCAGUGUGGCGAGGUCUUUGGUGGAGGGUACAUGCUGAGUCUGGUGGGGCUAGUGGCAGACAGGUCUUGUUCUGGGCGGACAGAGCAGGGGAGGGGAAAGGCUUGGCAGGUUGCAUGUUUGCAUGCACACGUCCAUGGCCAUUAACAUGAUUCCAUAGCAUCAGAGACUCUUGGGGUAGUAGCUAUGCCUCUGUAGGAGGGGAGUGUUCUUCCUAAACUGUGUCUGCCUAGACACAGCACAGAGUAACCAUCCAACUGCAGCAUAACAGCAGAAUCCGGGACCGGGGAGGGGUCUUAGAGCUAGCAGCUUACAACAUCAUCAUUUAUAAUGAGAGAAAAGCAAGCAAUGCACUACUACACUACUACUACACUACUACUCACCUCUGUAUUUCUGCUCCUCAGAUAAUGUCCAGCACUAACAGCCUGUCUUGUUGUUGCAUUGUCAUUCUAUUGUUGGUAAUGCCUGACUGUGCCACUCUCCUGUGGUCGCCUUACCUUAACGCGCGCCAGCAUGUCUGUAACAUGAACUGUCAUUCCUUCAUACAGGACUGGCCAUGAUGAAUGCAGCGUCUUGGAUGUAACUGUGGUCGCUCCCGCCGCCCAUUCAUUCACUUCUAAUCUUCCUGUAUGUCUUCUUCAUUCUUCCACGUUUAGUUUUUUGUGUGUCUUGUUUUUGUUCUAACUGUUGAUGGAAUUGUUCUCAUCAUGCUAGUGCGUGUGUGUGUUGAAUGUCAUCUCUGUCAUGGUGUUGUUCAGUAACUCGUGGCGCCGCAUUCAGUCACUCAGGUCGGUGUAGGACUACUGUAGUCACAGACAGCCGGCCUGUCCAUCACACUACCCCCUCCUCGCUCCUCCCUGCACCAGCACCAGACAAGAGGAAGGCUGGAGGGGUGGUGCAGUGACAUCAGCGCACCAGCAGAGGGCCUUCCUCCCUCACCAGUCAGUCAUCACACAGGAGCUCAGGCUCAGGCCAGGAAACCUGGAGGCUGAGCUAAAACAAAGGCCAUCGAACAACAACACUCCAUGCAUUCUUUUCCUUAAUAAUAUCUGAGAGUGAGGAUGGACCCACUGAGUGCUCUUCCAUCACUCUCUGCUGCACACAAGGACUCCAACCGACUAGAUCUACGCUGGCUUGCUGUGGUGGUGCUCUUGGGCCUGACCGCCACGUCUCUUCUCCUCUGUCUCCCUGGAGCAUCCUGGGGCCUCGGUGUGCUGCGAUCUCCACACAAAUGAGUGUUGCAUUACCAUAACGUUCCUCUUUCAAGCGCAUAUUAUAUUUCUGAUUGUGAUGAUACAUAUAUUAACAUGUGUAAACAUAUACCCGUAUGUAUAUAAGUAGUUAAUUUUAUUACUGAAUUGUAUUAACAUCUCUUUUAUUUCAUACUGAAUGUGUUUUUAUGGUGACUUUUUAUAGGGUUUUAAUCAGUCGUACCAUUAGCUCAUAGUAGCCAUGCAUUGUUUGUCAGAACAUCCUUCUGAUGUUGAUGCACUUUUGCCCUAUAGCAUUUUUAAUUGAAUAUCGAUGAAUGAAUGAAAUGGACUCUGUAUGCUACCUUUUGUACAAAUGUAAAGUGAGACAGCUGUGACCACUGUUAUUAUAGGUGGUGUAGAGUUCAGAACUACCACAAAUAUAGGAAUUUACUGCUUUUGAUACUCCUAGUCCUAACCAUUUUUAAUUUAAUUAAUUUGGAAGUGAAUUUAAUUUGCACGAUUCCCUUUAAUUAGUAUGAGCAUAAUUGACAUGGUGAGUGAUCACCAUGAUCACCCAUGUUGCUUAAAUCAAAGAAGUGAUGUAGCUUUUAUCAGACUGACAGUGUUUUACCCUGGCAGGAUAUAAUAUUCCCCAUUUUAAAACCCUUUUUUUGCAGUUAAUUUGGUGGUCCCACUUUGAAAUGCUAAUAGGAUCAGUGAUUUAGUUCCUAAUAAAUACUUAAAGCUGUGAAAGUGAUAUCAUGAUAUGUUCAUCUUACUUGAACUGCAUCUCUCUCAACUUCCUGGAGACAACCCUAGGUCUUAGACAUCCAAUGGAGGAACAUAUCUUCUUGAUGAAUGUGCACUAACUAACACAGAUAAUGCUGUUUAAAAUGGUGCAGGUUAUAUACAUCCUGCGAUUCUGUUUAGUUUAUCUUGUCAUUCCAUUGCCUGGAUGAGCUCAUUUGAAUGUUCACUCCUCUUUUGUUGAACUGGUGUAUUAUCAGAAAUCAGAACUGGGGGAAAGUCCUUCCCUUUGUUUCAGUGACCUUCCUUUGAGUAGCUUACGGAGGAGCAUGAAGGUGCAUGCUUGACUCAACAUAUCUGAAGUUCACAGCAAAUAUUUAAGCGCUGUAUAUUGGCUACCUGCCUCUAUUGUAGGCCUAUUCAUGUAUUGACCCUACUCUACAAUAUCAACCAAUAUAGUAAUACUGGUUAAAUCCCUGAUGAACAUGUAAUUGUUGAUCAAAAUCAGAAGAGGAAGUCCAGGUUUAAGUUGUUAAUGUGUAAGUAGUUGUUUUUAAUAUGAAGUACGUUAACCCAUUCAUGUCUGCAGUGUGUGUCUGGCUAUCCUCCAUCAGUAAUAACAAGGAGUUUGACACGCUUGUCUCUAAUUGCCUAAAAUGGUGCUGGACCGAAUUGUUGUCACCACAGUGCAAGUGGCCUUCAGUGAUGACGCUUUUUGAUGAUGGAUAUGUAGGUUUCUCACUAGCAUCCUUAACCAAAAGUUAUGCCAUGAAGGGAUUUUCAUUUUGGGCUGAAACUGAGCUAAAUCAUAUCCAUUAUGCUGUAAUUCUGAUCAUUAUGCAAAACUUAACAAUAAGUUUUAAGACUCGGUAAUAUUCACGCUUGCAGUGGCAAAUUCGUCUAAUGGCAGAAAAGUAGAUAUGAGAAUCUCGCUGUUGUCUUAUUUUAACAUAUAUUGUAAUAACCAAUUGCAGUACUUCUAUUUCUUCAUGUUGUGCACAUCUUUUUACUUUUAAUGUUGUGAGACACUUUGUGUGGGAAAAAAUGUUCUCUCAAAUUGUUCUAAUAAACAAACACAUGAACAAACAUUGGCAUCUUUUUGAACACUUCAUUAACAUCUCUGUAUACCCGUCGCAAAACCCUCUGGUUGAUGUUUAUUUAUAAAACCCUCUUAGGCAUCACUGCCCCCUAUCUGAGAUAUCUACUGCAGCCCUCAUCCUCCACAUACAACACCCAUUCUUGUCAGUCACAUUCUGUAAAAGGUCCCAAAAGCACACACACGCUCGUCUUUUCAGUUCGCUGCGACUGGAACGAGCUGCAACUCUGGA
Messenger RNA from Salvelinus namaycush (lake trout), 5062 nucleotides. It is a transcript of the gene fnbp1l, whose product is annotated as formin binding protein 1-like. Gene Ontology annotation, molecular function: protein binding. Gene Ontology annotation, biological process: signal transduction. The record is from RefSeq and is a predicted model, not a curated record. Lineage: Eukaryota; Metazoa; Chordata; Actinopteri; Salmoniformes; Salmonidae. The transcript has 15 exons. Bases 130 to 1791 code for a protein of 553 amino acids.